Messenger RNA from Macrosiphum euphorbiae (potato aphid), 396 nucleotides. NCBI's taxonomy places the organism in Eukaryota, Metazoa, Arthropoda, Insecta, Hemiptera, Aphididae. The record is from the annotation of a GenBank genome assembly.
AUGGACAUCCAAAAUAUUUCACCUCCCAGCGAAGUUGUUGACGGCGGCAUACCACCUAGCCGCGGCGGCAGGUCAUCUAGCCGCGACGACGGCCAUCGGCGCCGCGACAGCAGGUCAUCUAGCCGCGACGACGGCCAUAGGCGCCGCGACAGCAGGUCAUCUAGACGCGACGACGGCCAUCGGCGCCGCGACAGCAGAUCAUCUAGCCGCGACGACGGCCAUCGGCGCCACCACGGCAGGUCAUAUGGCCGCGACGACGGCCAUCAACGCCGCGACUACGGCAGCAGGAGGUCGCCGUCCAACACCAACACUUCCCCAAGUCGGCGCAGCAUGUCACCGGUGUCAUCCGGCCACCCCGGUCUGGCGCAAGCAAAAAUCCAAACAUGCAAAUGGUGA